Molecule: messenger RNA, 567 nt
Organism: Phytophthora sojae
Lineage: Eukaryota; Oomycota; Peronosporomycetes; Peronosporales; Peronosporaceae
Exons: 3
Source: RefSeq, a predicted model, not a curated record
UACUUUCGAGAGCACCUCUACCAGGAAUUUUUGAACGCCACGUGCAAGGAAACCUUUGCAUAUGCUGACAAUAAUCAGCGAGACAAUCUGACAGCGAUCGCGUUCUUGAGUGGACUUUACCCGCUUUGCAAGGAGCUUGUGCCGAGCACCAAGGAGACCGAGCUAUUGUUCGAGCAGGGUCAGGAUCCUACCACCAACUGCCCUGUGUGUUCGAGGGCCGGAAUAACGGGAAGUAACGACACGAGAUUCGUGCUUCAAGAGAUCCGUGACGAGGUGGCAGAAGUCGACGAGCUGUUGCAGUGUUGCGCGCCUUCAGUCUGCGACGCCAAAGACAAGUCUGACAACGCGUCCGAGAGCUCCGCAACGUGUGACCUGUUUGACAUCCCCACGACGUGGAAUGGGGCAUUUUACUUGCCCUGGAAAGACACUCUUUCCAACGCCGACUAUUUCUCAGAGUGGUUGCUCCUGCAGAGUCUCAACAACAUGAGCCUACCUGCCGAGCUGACAUUUGAAAAGAUCUUAUCUUUGGCGAAGAUCCACGAGGUUUGGCCCAUGUUGUUGGUCUAG